CUGACAAGAGAGAUCAGCCAAAGUCUACCAAAGAAAGUCCACCAGAGAAAGUCUAUCCCCGAAAAUUCACCGUAAAAGUCUACAAACGAAAGUCCACAAAUGAAUGCUCGCCAACGAAAGUCCAUCAACGAAAGUCCUCCAACAAAGUCCUCCGACAAAGAAAGUCCAAUGAAGAAAAUCCACAAACGAAG
Racocetra persica is the source of this 191-nucleotide messenger RNA. Lineage: Eukaryota; Fungi; Glomeromycota; Glomeromycetes; Diversisporales; Gigasporaceae. The record is from the annotation of a GenBank genome assembly.